UGUAUGCUGAUUUGGAUCAUUGACCGGACGGCAAGGCACACGAUGAGAACACUUUGUUCAAACAAUUUCAAAACCAAAUUCAUUAAUUGGCCCCUUGAAUGCCCACCAUUCGUAUAUAUAAGGGCAUGUAACUUGUCUAUCGCUUCAGCAAUGUUUAACCACUCAGGGGGCGGGUUUGUGUCAGCUGCGGUUCCGCUCAUGUCACCCCUGGAGACAUAAAAGGACCCCUCCGCAUCAAGAUUUUUUUCUUCUGAAAAAUUCAUCACCUCCCUCCCCCCUCGUACGGUCUUCUAACUAUGGUCUCAUCCGCGCCCUCCAUUGGCAUCCUGAGGCCCAGACCAUUUCGCGUCUCAAUCCCCCAGACUGAGCUGGAUGCUAUCAAGACACUUCUUAGACUAGGAAGACUCCCGCCUUCGACUUUCGAGAAUUCUCAUGCCGGAACCAGUCUAGGCGCCCGGCGGGAUUGGAUUCACGAUUCCACGAAAUAUUGGAUCGACAAGUAUGACUGGAGGAUCCACGAGGCUCAGAUGAAUAGUGUUCCCAACUACCUCGUCGACGUGCAAGACGAUGAUGGGGAGGUGCAUACAAUCCACUUCCUUGCUUCAUUUGCAAAAGACAAAAACGCAAUUCCCCUACUCUUAUUGCAUGGCUGCCCCAGCACUUGCUACGAGUUCAUCCCCCUCAUCAAACGUCUUUCCUUAUCCAAUUCCUCACCCUUCCACAUAAUCGCACCCUCACUCCCAAACUUUGCUUUUUCGGCAUCCCCGCCACACAUCAACCUGACAAUGGCUGCCGUUGCGUGUCUCAUGGACAAACUCAUGUCAGGACUCGGAUACGGAUCUAGUUACGUCGUUCAAGGUGGUGACAUCGGCAGUUUUGUUGCCCGGAUGAUGGCCGUUAGAUAUCAUGGAUGCAAAGCCGUACACCUUAACUUCAACCCUAUGACACCGCCAACUUCAUUGCCAUCCAACAUACCACCCCUCACGGAAGCGGAGCAAAAAGGAUUACAACGGGCAAACAAGUUCAUGUCAAGCGGGACCACUUACGCCACAAUACAAUCGACCAACCCGAGUACGAUGGGAGCCGUGAUGAGCUGCUCUCCAGGAGCGAGCUUGGCGUGGACAGGCGAGAAACUAUUAGAACAAAACAUGCCACUUGACAUGAUUCUAACGACCCUUACACUGUACUGGUUCACUCAGACCUACGCAAGAAGCAUUUACGCUUACCGGGAGUUAUUUCCCGGUGGCGCAUCGACGCCAACGCUCCCGACCGACGAUCCGUCGCUUUACAUCCAUAAACCCUUCGAAGUAAUUCCCGUUCCAGCAUGUUGGGUCGCAACCACAGGAAAACUCAGUUUCGUUCGUUAUCACAAAACGGGUGGCCACUUCGCGGCGCAACUCUCGCCAGCAGAAUUCGCCAAUGACCUCAUUGAGUUUUUUGGACCCAUGAAAAACACCCUCGCUACCGUUCCUCCAUCUCCUACCGCGUCCAACGCCAGUUUCGAUGGAGAUACGCAUUUAACUGACUAAACUUACAAAAAAUGGAAGCGCAAGGUUGCUUGCUCCCUCGAUUCGAUUCGACUAUUCGAAAUUUCCGGAUAAAUUCCCUUCUUUUUUUUUCCACACACAUCAUUUCUUUGGGGCAUCGAUGAACCUUGAGUCUCUUCUUCUGUCUUCUGUUGUUCCGCUUU
Molecule: messenger RNA, 1690 nt
Organism: Cantharellus anzutake
Lineage: Eukaryota; Fungi; Basidiomycota; Agaricomycetes; Cantharellales; Hydnaceae
Product: epoxide hydrolase
Exons: 9
Coding region: 297-1529 (410 amino acids)
Biological process (GO): epoxide metabolic process
Molecular function (GO): epoxide hydrolase activity
Source: RefSeq, a predicted model, not a curated record